Molecule: messenger RNA, 770 nt
Organism: Sciurus carolinensis (gray squirrel)
Lineage: Eukaryota; Metazoa; Chordata; Mammalia; Rodentia; Sciuridae
Product: T-cell surface glycoprotein CD3 delta chain
Exons: 5
Coding region: 171-689 (172 amino acids)
Biological process (GO): cell surface receptor signaling pathway; positive thymic T cell selection
Cellular component (GO): external side of plasma membrane; alpha-beta T cell receptor complex; membrane
Molecular function (GO): transmembrane signaling receptor activity
Source: RefSeq, a predicted model, not a curated record
CUUGACGUUUCUCAUCAUCAAAGGCAGAGAGCAGAGAGGCAGACAUCUUAUAGUUCCUCCCCCACUCUACUUUUUCUGUAUACCCGUGAAUCAUUUGGGGGGAGGUAGCUCUCACUCUGGCUGAUAGUUCCUUGACCUGGUUCUAUCUGCUGGAUGAAUUCCACCAAAAAAUGAAACACAGCAGGUUCCUGGCCCAUCUGAUACUUGCUGCCCUUCUCUAUCAAGUGAACUCCUCAAAUAUAACUGUGGAGGAAAUGGAGAACAAAGUGUUUUUGCAUUGCAAUGCCAGUGUCGUGAGGCUAGAAGGCACAGUGGGAAUAGAGUUACCAGUCAAUAAAUAUCUGGACUUGGGAAAACGCGUCCUGGACCCGCGAGGAAUGUAUAUGUGUAAGGGGGAAAAUGAACCGACCAAGAAUCCGUUCACAGUGCAAAUAUAUUAUCGAAUGUGCCAGAACUGUGUGGAGCUGGACCCAGGCACCCUGGCUGGCAUUCUCAUUGCUGACAUCAUUGCCACUCUGCUCCUUUCUUUGGGAGUCUACUGCUUUACAGGCCAUGAGACUACUGGAAGGCUGUCUGGAGCUGCAGACACUCAAACUCUACUGAGGAAUGAGCAGCUCUAUCAGCCCCUCCGAGACCAUGAUGAUGGUCAGUACAGCCGUCUAGGAGGAAACUGGGCUCGGAACAAGUGACCCUGAGACUGGUGGCUUCUAGAAACCUCACUAUUAACGGUGCCUUCUGCCUGUGCUCAACCAAUAAAGAUGUCGUCUUUA